Chrysoperla carnea is the source of this 1527-nucleotide messenger RNA. RefSeq lists its product as uncharacterized. The transcript is spliced from 7 exons. The record is from RefSeq and is a predicted model, not a curated record. Lineage: Eukaryota; Metazoa; Arthropoda; Insecta; Neuroptera; Chrysopidae. The coding region runs from base 1 to 1527 and encodes 508 amino acids.
AUGUACUAUGUAAUACAUUAUUUGGAUGAAAAAAAGAAAUACUUCAAAGAAAUAUCGAUUCUACUAGAUUUCAUGUUACCAUCAUGGACUCCGCUAUCAACUAUGGAUUCAUCGUUACAUUCCAAUUAUGAAACAUUAUUUCCACUUGUUUACAAUAUAACGAAUUCAUGGAAAGAUUUGGAUAUAGAAAAUGAAAAUGCUCAAAAAUUGUAUGGAAAAUGUUCACGAUGUUCGUCAACAUGCCAAUCAAAUUUAGCUUUAUAUUAUUUAUCGAUAAUUAAUACAAAUGUUGUUAAAUUAGAUAAUUUAUCGUUAGUAUCAAUUGCGCUUCUUGAAUUACGUGUUUACAAUACUUAUGGACAUUUACAAGAGCCUAUGAUUAAGUGUUGUAAAUUUGUGUUAGAAAAUACUGAUUGCGAUUACAUGAAAACACGAGUAUUACAGAUGCUUUGUUUGGUUGGUAUUCCAUUAGAUGAUCCAUUGUGGAGUCAAUUGAAUUCAUUUAUUGAAUUCUUAAGUACGCAAGCGGUAAAGGGAGAUAAAUCUACUGCAAAUAAUCGAUUAAUUUUAGCAAAUUUAUAUAUUUUAAAGUAUUCGAGCAUAAUUCAAAAUUUAAUGAAACAAAAAAUAAAUGAAUUGUUAUUUUCUGGAGUAAAUACCGUGGAUGAAAUACCAUGCGACGGUGUAUCAAUUAGAAAUGAAGAAGAUAAUUUCAAAAAUAUUGAAAUGUCUAUAUCAAAUUGGCUGAUAGUGCUGGAUACUAAACACGAUUUAACUGACGAAAUCAAUGAUUACAAUACGCUAAAAAUUAUCUAUCAUCUGAUCAAUGUUACCGAAUUACAUAAUCAUUCGAUAUACACAAUUCAAUUAAUUUUAAUAUUAUAUCGAAUGUCUUUGUUUGCUAAAAAUAGUUUAUAUCAAAUGCGAGCAUUAAUUUAUUUAUUAAAGUAUGUUCAAUGUUCGGAAUUAUAUACACAAAUAGUGGAUGAAGGAAAACAUAUAUUAAAAAAUUUAUACAAAGAUGAUAACAACAAGAAUUCGGAUAAAUGUUAUUUAGAAUUAUCCUUUUUAUUGAAUCAAAGUUAUAAUUUAUUAAUGCGUAAACAAUUUACCGAAGGAUAUCAAAUAUUGAAAAUUGCUCAAGAUGAAUUUAGUGGAAGUGAUAUGGAAAUACAACAUAGUAGAAUUUUUAGAGCUCAAAUUGAUUUUCUUCGAUUAAAAUAUUAUAAUUUACCAUGUGAAAUUUCUGUUGAUCAAGAACAUAAGUCUUUGUUAUCGCAGACAAGCGAAUGUUAUGAAUUUAUUGCAGCUUUGUUAAAGAGAACAUCACAACGUAACGAGCAAUCAGAUAAUUUAUUACGAAUACUUCAAUACUUUAUCGAGAUAUCACAAUGGAUUAUAAAUUUAUAUUUAAACUUGAACCAACCACGAGAAUCAAGAUGUUACAUAAAAAAUAUCCUAAAAAUGUUAUCAACAUUAAAUUUACCAUUACGUUAUGCACAAAUGCUUUGUUUACAAAACAUGUAA